This is a messenger RNA of Ooceraea biroi (clonal raider ant), 4665 nucleotides long. RefSeq lists its product as uncharacterized. NCBI's taxonomy places the organism in Eukaryota, Metazoa, Arthropoda, Insecta, Hymenoptera, Formicidae. The record is from RefSeq and is a predicted model, not a curated record.
CGUACAGUUGUUCAGUUUCAGUUCAGUUUUGGCGUACUGAAAUAUCGUUGAUCGUGCUGCUCAUUAUCCGACGAAAAGAAGACAUAAUCGAUCGGUGCGGAUCAUUGCGAGAUCUUGCGUAAUCGACCGGCUGGCGCGGCAAAAGUUGCGGUCGUCGAGGAGUCGUAACAAUACGGAAGAACUUGGGGAAACGUGCGGGACACUGAUAGUACACGCGACAGUGACAUUCGCCAUUAAACGAUAUCGGUCGAUGGUACCGCGCGCGAUCAGGGACGGCGCUAUCUUCGCGCGGUUAGCGAACGAUCUUCCUUUUUUCCGGGAGGAAACGCGCCUUCUUCAAGGAGCCGUGCAUUGCAUCGCCGUUCUCAGCCGGUUUCACGAACGGCAAGCAAGUCAAAAUUGCCAGUGACCACGUACGCCAAGUUCAAAAUCCGCUGCGAGGGCUUCCCGUUGGAAAAUAAAAACUUUCGUGCCAUUCGCGACUUGACCUGACCUUCGGCCGAUCGUGCGAUACGUGAUAAACAGUGUGACCGAGCCCGAAAGUGACAAUUUCGUGAGAAUUCCGUGAAGAAGGACAGACCAGGAAUUCGCCCUAAUUAUAUCAUGGAUUAUGUAUGGAGCAUUUUUGGUUUAUCCUCUAGUGACAUGAUGAGUCGCGAUGAGAUGCGGGAGCGUUUGCAGAUGCCUUAUCUAAAGGCGCUUCAAGCCUUGCCGGGUAAUACCCGCAGCGAGAAGCAGAAGUGGUUGAUGAAGCUGGCGAACCGACAACAGGAUAGCGGCGAUGUCGAACAGCUUCCGGCGGAGCUGCAGCCUUUAUUGCAAUUGGAGAUUGCCAUAAAACAGAAGAGGCACGAGGAUAUUGCGUCGGCUCUAAAGGCGGAAGACAUGGUAUUAAUAAGCAAAGCUUUCAAAGCCACCUGGUUUUUCGACGGCAGUCACAAAGACAUCAUCAACGUCGCCUACUUCAGCGAGCUCUUCCGGUACGUCUCCAUGAACACGAGGGUGAAGAUCGUGAAGACGCUGUCUUAUCGACUAACUGACAACGACGAGACAAAAUUCGCGGUGGAAUUGUUCGAGAUGAUCGAGUCGACUUUCGGCGUUCAACAGGCUUCUCCACUGAUCGUAGCUUGCGACAAGGAAUUUAUAUUCUCCACGCUCACGCUCGGUAAGUUCGUGCCGUCCUGUCGGAUCAUCAUGAAGAUCUUCAACAAGCAUCCGGAUGUUAUAAUACGCCUCCUUAGUAAUCAACAUUUCAAAACAGACGAAUACACAAAUAGAUGUCGCAACAUAAUUAACAUCAACACGUACAAGCUUUUGCUGCCCAGAAUACUGAAACAGCAACCGGCAGUUUUCGCAGAGCUGUAUGAGACUCACGAUGAGAUUAGUCUGAGUUACUUCAGCAAUACUUGUAUCGAUGUUCUUCUGAAGAAAUGCAAACAGCAAGUGAUAAGAAAUCCACUUCGCUAUGUGGAUCUUAUACCUCCCGCGAAGAUCAGUAGCGAGUUGAUGGAGCGGAUAAUCCUCGAUCUGUUGCCCUCUGACAUUGUGAUAUAUAAUACACAGAGAAUGUUGCAUUACAUGUCGCAUUAUCCACAGGAGAAAAAAUACGAAUUGCUUUCUAAAUCGUACAGAAAUAAAUACGGUAUUGAUCUUCUUUGUAAUAACGCCAACAUAACGCCCGACUUAAUGACGUUAUUACCUGACGUAGAACGGAUCAAACAAGCGAGGAUACUACUAAGGAUAUGGCCAGAUCAUCACUACAAAAAUAUAUACGAUUGUGAAUAUAAAUGGUUUUGUUAUCUACCUACCGAAGAAACGAUACCGAGUCUGAAGAAGAAAAUAAGUAUGGCUACACAGCAGACAGAUCGAAUCUGCUACAUUCGACAGAUGAUCUUCAGCUGUAAAGUCAACAAGGAUAGCAACGCGUUACUGUCCACUUUAAAGUAUUUUUUACAGCGACAUAAGAACGAACAGGUGCAUGUAUUCCAAGCAAUAAUGAAUCUCAUUUGUAGUACUUACAAAAUAGUGGAGUUAAACGCUGAACAUGCGUCGGUUCUGUACGAUAUUCUUAAUACAGUUUACGUGAGACAUGGAUUCACAUCGGAAGCCACGGUCGAAAUCUUAUUGCACUUCUACCUUGUCCACGAUAUGAUGGACAAAGUCACGAGGCUCAUCGAUAUGCUAUUGGACAUUAAUAAUGGAGGAUAUUCUGCAAAGUUCGAUUUACUCAACGAACAUCCCCAAUACGAGCGAAUGUGCCUUGAAGUUUACGUGAAGCAGAUGCAAGAGCGGUAUCCACCCAGUAGUUGGCAACGGGACGAGGAAGAGGAACCAAGAAUGGAAGAGAAAGAGGAUGCAAAGAGGAAGGAACAAGUGAGAAUGACGCUUUGCCGAUUCGUCUUGGCGAUGCACGACUCCAAUGAUCGAUGCAAACAAUUGAUUUUGGAGAAGAAACUGAAGCCCAUGAUGCUUGACGAUUACUCUUGGUUGAAGGAUGCUAUUUCCACCAUACUACGCUACAAAGAUGACUUUGGUUAUAUAACGAGAAACUUGUACGAGAAAGAAAAAGAACUGUACGACUCGAUAUUCCCGAGAACGAGUAAUAAGGCGAAUGUAAAAACAAACGCCGUGCUCUCUCUUUUGAAGCGAAAUCCGCAAAGUAUACUGGAUGAAUGGGAAUACUAUUUGACAGAAUGUAAGAAUAAUUGUGAGGACGCGAAUGUACAUCGCUUCAUAAAAAAUAUACGCUGGUACAAGGAUAUUCCUAUUAAAUUCACCGAAUCCUGCGUAGAUGAUCUGCAGAGAAAAAACAAGGAUGUAAAGCCUCUCUUAGUUAUCCUGGCGUUCCUGUUACACGGCGAUCCUCUGAUAAAAGUGAUAGAUCCUUUUGUGCCGACGACAACAACGGUAGAUAUCAAAUACUUGGAUGCCAAAGACAAUUACAAAGUUGUGAAGAAUCUACUCUGGAGCGUGAAAUUUUCCAAUCCACCGAUACCUCUCGACUUCUUAUUCAAAUUAUGCGAAGGAGAUUAUCUGCAGCUAGCGCUAAUGCCGAUGAUAAACUUAAGCAGACGAUCUUCUUUGCCGAAGGUGAUGGCUUUCGCGCAGAAGAUGGCGGAAAUGCGUGUCAGCGUGCGAAAACACGGGAUCAGACUGGUGAAUAUAAUAGCUUCCAAGCAGGAACUCAACGAGUUCGUUAAGCGCAUGUGGUCGAGCGAGACAAAUUGUUCCAUACGAGAAGUUUUAUUCGACACAAUCCGAGAUUUCUUCCUCAAGGAACCAAGUGAGACGACCUGGUCUAUGUUGUCGACAACCAUGUUGACGUUACUUCCCAGCGAUGAAGGUAUAGUCACGCAAGUAAAACUGUAUCCUGAUAUUCCGGAAAGCUACAUGAUCAGAUAUCUUGAAGUAUGGUUGAGCAUGAUUACAACUCUUGAGGAAAAGGAACUGGAGGAACGCACAGUAAUCAUCACCUGCAUGAACAGAUAUUUGGAAUCGCUCAAAUUGAUACACGACAUCGUGCCAGAAAAAUUGGCCACGAGAAUACUUCAGGAAUUUUUAUUUAAUGAGUAUCGCAUGAGUAUAGGUAUCGCAAAUGCAGUGAGUGAUUUCACGAUACAAUACCUAUUGACCAAUGACGUGAACAAGAUUGCAAAGUGCAUCAAAGUGCUCGGCGAUGUUUUCACUGACAGAGUGGCGACAAACUGGAAAGAAACAUGGUCUGAAAGACUGUAUUUUUAUCCGACCGGCAAGAUGAUGUAUUAUUUCUUGAAAAACUUUGCUAUUGAAUAUGGCAAGAAGACUUACAGUACUUCGUACAGUUCGCCCAUCAUUGAUCACGUACUGGCAAUAUACACGUCGACUUUGUCACCUACAACGAACGCAAACGCCUAUUUGUUGUUAUACUACGCGAAGAUGCUGGAGAAGGAUCCAAGAAACUUCGGUUUGAAACUCGGUCAGCAUGUGCCUGAAUUAAUUGCCAUAUUCUCGCCGCAAUUUCUUCCUUUCAUGGGCACAGUUCUGGUCUUCUUUGUUCGGGAGAUAUUUUCCGCAAAAAGUAAGAAAAAUGAUUACGGAAAGAGUUUUUCGAAUGAAGAUUCAUCCGAAGAUAAAAAAGUUAAUGUUGCGAUGGGUCUAAUCGAAGCUGAUAAUAUGGAUUGCUGGUUCAUGGCUGCAAUACUGACAUCAAGCAUUCGUCAAGAUUCAUGUAAAAAUGUAUCACAAUACUUUACACUCACUGAUAAGUUACAACAAGCAGAUAAUCCUGCUAUUACAAGCAUUUUGAACGCUCUUCGAUGUCAAUCAAUUCUUUCAUCUAAUAUCUUUUUUUAAUAAAUAAUUGUCUGAUUGUGUGAGAUUUAUAUAAACGGAUUGCGUCAAGGCAGGUUUAAUCGGAUUUUUCAAUCAUAUGCGCGUGUUUUGCAAUAAUAAGUAAAUUUUCUUUUUAAGUUAAUGAUUCAGUCACAAAUCCGAAUGCGCUUUAGUUAUAUAACAUUGGAUUAAUUUUCAAGUUUCUUUUCUGAACAAAAUAAUUAUUCAUUUCUUUAUAUGUGUUACUAAACAUUAGAAAUAUUUUCGCGUUAAAUUUUUUAUGAUUUUACAUUUAAAGAUGUCAACGCAACAUACAAGUGAUGAAAUAAAGAUUAUUUGAGUAAUUUCAAUAUA